Messenger RNA from Hylaeus volcanicus, 1754 nucleotides. Its product is annotated as tubulin gamma chain-like. Gene Ontology annotation, biological process: mitotic sister chromatid segregation; microtubule nucleation; cytoplasmic microtubule organization. Lineage: Eukaryota; Metazoa; Arthropoda; Insecta; Hymenoptera; Colletidae. Gene Ontology annotation, cellular component: spindle; gamma-tubulin complex; microtubule. The transcript has 15 exons. The record is from RefSeq and is a predicted model, not a curated record. The coding region runs from base 135 to 1529 and encodes 464 amino acids. Gene Ontology annotation, molecular function: GTP binding; structural constituent of cytoskeleton.
UCAAACUGAAAGUAUAUCUCACUAAUUUAAAUGAAUAUGAGAGAAACGAAAACAAGAAAAUUAUUUUGAUUGGUUCUUUAUUAAUUCGGGGGUUCUUUUUUACAUUUUUUUUGUGUUUUUCACUAUUUCUUGAAAUGCCACGCGAAAUUAUUACACUCCAAGUAGGUCAAUGUGGAAAUCAAAUCGGUAUGGAAUUUUGGAAACAGUUGUGCUUAGAGCAUGGGAUUGGAACAGAUGGAUUUUUACGAGAACAAAAUAAAUCCACAGAAGAUAGAAAAGAUGUCUUUUUUUAUCAAGCUGAUGAUGAACAAUACAUUCCGCGAGCUAUUCUCUUCGAUUUAGAGCCACGCGUCGUUAAUAUGAUUAAAGCAUCUGAGUAUGGUCGACUAUACAAUCCUGAAAACUUGUUCAUCUCUAAGGAAGGUGGAGGCGCAGGCAAUAAUUGGGCUAGCGGGUUUACCCAAGCGGAAAAAAUGCAAGAAGAACUUUUUGAAAUCAUUGAUCGUGAAGCUGACGGUUCUGAUAGUUUAGAAGGAUUCGUUUUAUCUCAUUCUAUAGCUGGUGGCACCGGAUCGGGCAUGGGUAGUUAUCUUCUCGAAUCGUUAAAUGAUAGAUAUCCAAAGAAACUACUGCAAACAUACUCAGUAUUUCCAAUGUUGUCAACCGAGUCAAGUAGUGAUGUCGUGGUUCAACCGUAUAACAGCCUUUUAACUUUAAAGCGUCUUUCAGUUAAUGCGGAUAGUGUUGUUGUUCUCGAUAAUGCGGCUCUUAAUCGCAUAGCAGUUGAUCGUUUAAACCUAUCCAAUCCUAGUCUAUCGCAAACAAAUGCUUUAGUUUCAACUGUUAUGGCCGCAAGCACUGCAACACUACGCUACCCUGGUUAUUUAAAUAAUGAUCUUUUAGCGCUUGUAGCUUCACUAGUUUUAACUCCCAGAUGCCAUUUUUUGAUGACUGGAUACACUCCACUGACGUUACAUAAACAACCUACCAAUUCAGUACGUAAAACAACCGUGUCCGAUGUAAUGCGACGUCUUCUUCAAACAAAAAAUAUUAUGGUUUCCGUUCCUAUGAAAAGCGGUUGUUAUUUAUCUAUACUGAAUAUCAUUCGUGGCGAAACAGAUCCGAUCGAGAUACACAAAAGUUUACGUCGUGUUCGCGAACGUCGCCUUGCCAAUUUCGUCAAAUGGGCUCCGGCUUCCUUAUUGGUAGCGACCUCCAGGCAAUCUCCUUAUAUCAAAACUCCUCACAAAGUAUGCGGAUUAAUGAUGGCAAAUCACUCUUCUAUUGCUUUUUUAUUCGAAAGAUGUUUACAACAGUAUCAGCGUCUUAUGAGUCGUAGAGCUUUUCUCGAAAAUUAUAGAAAAGAGUCUAUUUUUUCGGAUAAUCUUGAUGAAUUCACUGAUUCUAUGGAAGUCACUCAAGAACUUGUUCAAGAAUAUCGUAAUACAGAAUCGAACGACUUUCAUGGAUUUUCAGUUCCACAACAUCUUGACGGCCCUGCACAUACUCUUCAAGCAACAAACUAUUAAUAAAAUUGUCUUUGGCGACCAAACUCGUUGACGAAUGUGUUACUUUCAUAUUUCGUACAAAACAUAAGACUUUCUUAAGAGAGUUGCCACUUUAACAAAAUGUGAAUCAUUUUAAGACAAUGCUAUUCACCUCACAAUUUUUUUUGUUGGUUUCUUUUUGUCUAAAUUACUGUUUAAUUUUUUACUUUACCCCAGAGAUUUUCUCAAGUUUUCACAUUCAUCUCA